GAGAUAUAUAACAGAAGUUUAUCUUGUGUUAAGCUUCAGUGUUUUUUUACAUUUCUCUAAGUUUUCCGGUAUUUGUGUGGUUUUUGUAUAAUAAAUCACCAAAAAAGAAAAAAACCAAGUGUCUUAUACAAAAGAUUAGCAAAAUAAAAGAAAAAAGUUUAAAAAAGAUACAAAAAAGUUCAAAGUGCUAAGUGAGAAUUUACCAUAACACCGUUGUUGCUCUUUAAGCUAGAUUUCGCUGAGUUCAGAUAAUAUUUCUACGUCUCCACUUUUCUGUUUUUUUUUUGUAACUCUUUUAUAUUUGAAAGUGAGUGAUCAUCAGUUUUUAUUGUUGUUGUUUUUUUGUUGCUUUGACCGUCCGCGAAAGUUGUAAAUCAAGAAAAGUACCGAAAACAAAUUUUAAUUCCUAUGCAAAAUGGAUAGUUGCUGCUGAUUCAUCAUAUAUCACUUAACUGGCGCCCGGGUUGAACUCAAAAACAUAGUUUUGACCUUUUAUUUAUAACAACACUGUGUUUUUGUUAUUUUGGAUAAGUAGCUGUCAUCGGAGAAGAUUGAAAAAUCAUCAAGAUGAUUGAAAAAAUGAAUUCAUUCUACACCAACACUGAUUACGAUGUCCCGGCCUUCACUAAGCGGAUAAAUAAGAAAAUUUACGCGAAAGCUAUUUACGAUAAUCUAGCUGACACUCCUGAUGAAUUGGCAUUCAAAAAAGGUGACAUCCUGACUGUUAUCGAACAAGAUUCUGACGGUUGUGAAGGAUGGUGGCUGUGUACGGUUCGUGGUCGUCAGGGCAUCUGUCCAGGAAACCGUUUACGUAUAAUCAACUCAUAUGACUCUGGUUGCUUCUCACCAUCGCCAGCAUCGUCACCGUGUCCAUCAUUGGGCGCAUCAACAGCGACACUCAACAGUUCGAUAUCAUCGUCGGAAAUCUAUGAGAACUCUUCAAUCAUAAGCGGCUGUACCCAGAACCAAUUAUCAUCAUUGCACCACCAUCAUCAACAACAGCAACAGCAGCAUCAACAGCAACAACAACAAUUCCAACAACAACAUCAACAUAACAUUCAGCAUCAACUCCAUCAGAAGAGUCAAAGCAAAAGAAGGUCGUGGCAUACAACGCCACAUAAGGUAAUCACACCCCAGAGACAUGGUGACGUUUAUGUGUACAAUUCAGUCCCAUCAUCGGCAGCUUCCUCGCACACGUCAAGCAGUAGUUGUAGCAAUAGCACCUACCAAAACCUAUCUAUGAUGUCCUCGGACUCAUUCGAGACAUACGACGUACCAAAGCCAGCAACCCCCAUAAAUUACGAUUGUCCAAAGAAUUGGUGUCGAACACCAACUAAAUAUUUUGACCAAAUGUCCACCACCACAACAACCCCCACAUCCGGUAUGACGAAGGUGCAUCAACAUUCGAUGGGCAACAAUGCCUCGUCACUGCAAGAAGAAUGUUACGAUGUACCGAAGCCGAUAAAUCUGUUGCAUCAACAGAAUAUGACACCGAGCAGUUCAAAUUCGUCGCUACUUACAUCCGAUAGUUUGAGCUUAUCGUUUUCUUCUUCGAAUCGAUCGUCGUUGGCAAAUAUGCCAGACUAUGAUAUACCGAGAAAGAAUCCGAUUGCGGUACGAAAUGGUCAUCAUGUGAAUCUUAAUUUACAGCAGCAACAACAACAACAUCAUAUGAUGCAACAACAACAACAAAACACAUAUGACUAUCCGUUGCCUGCAGCAGUUGCGCAUGCGGGCGGCGGCGGUGGUAAUGGGAUUUGUACGUCGACGACGACGACGACACCAUUGCAAGACAAACAUUCACUAUCACUAUCGGCGGCAUCUCCAAUUCCAGCUGUUACCAAAGAAUUACCAUUAGAAUUAUCGUCGGCGUUGGAGACUCUGGCGAAGUUGCAAAAUGAAGCAACUACAGCGAUAUCGAGAUUACUUUACUUUGUUACACAAAAUUGGAGAAAUCGCGAGAAACUCGAACCAGUUGUAAUGGAAGUUAAAUUAGCCGCCGUAAGACUUCGAACAGCCCUGCAUGAUCUCACCGAAUUCGGAGAAGGAGCACUUGGUAAUGCAGCACGUUCGGAAGAUCGCAAUUUAUCCCUUAAACUACGUCCUCUAGUCAAAGCUCUUCGAGAUGCUGAUAAACUAAUUCAUGAAUCCUCACAAACUCUAGACAACCAAGGUGGUUGGACAACGGAAAAUCUUCAACGAAAUGACGAUCGAACUAAUUAUCCUCCCGAUAGUUUAGAUCAGCUGAUUGCUUGUGCACAAACGUCAAUUGAGGAUGUGAGACAGACAACGUCAUUUAUUCAAGGCAAUGCGCCAUUGUUGUUCAAAAGAAGUCUUGAAAUUAUAGAAACCCCAACACACGAGAACAACAACAGUGAUUGGUUGAGUGAUAAUGAUUACGUGGACUUGGAGUCAAAAGAUGCAGCAGCUAAGAAAAAUUCAUCUCUCCGUGAGGCUAUUCCACAAAAUCUCCAAAAGAAGUUCGAUAAUGUGUUGAAAUCAGCUGAAGAAGCUGCUUUUGCCGCCACUGACAGCCGAAACAAUGAAUUGAAUACAAAUGACAAGCUACUGGUGAGGUAUUAUGCCGCUCAGAUUACAACGCACAUGGGUUACUUGACCCAAGCUAUAGACUCGUUCCUAGAGACUGUGGAGAAGAAUCAACCGCCAAAGUUCUUUAUUGCCUAUGGUAAAUUUGUUGUCCUGAGUGCGCACAAUCUUGUGACCAUCGGGGAUAUUGUCCAUCGAAAUAUUUCGAAGCCGGAAUUGAAAGAGAAGGUCUUGAGGUGUACCGACGCCCUUUCGGAUGCUUUGAAGACUUGUGUUACAAAAUCAAAGAAGGCAGCACAACAUUUUCCCAGUGUAACAGCAGUUCAGGAAAUGGUCGAUUCAGUGGUUGAUAUAUCACAUUUGGCCAGUGCUCUUAAGAUAUCUAUGCUCAAGGCAGUGCAAUUAACAAAAACUUAAAGGGGCUUUAAGAGUAUUACAUAUGUAUAAAUAUAUUGUUUUAACAAACUGCGCCACGGGAUGGGCAUAAAGAAGAGUUGUGUCCCCCUCUGAUUUUUUCUAGCUACAGCAAAAGCAUUCAGAAAAGUCUUCCAAACAGAGUCAAAUAAUAGAAUGUAUGCAGUUUAAGAAGUAAUGACAGCUAAUUUGACAUUUGCUCCCGCUAUUCCAAUGGAAUAAUUUGUUGUGUCUAUGCAUUAGUACCUGCAUUUCGUACAAGCUACAAGUCGUGUAUAGAACAAAGAAUCACUAAUUCUGCAUUUUUAAUAGAACUGGGCAUAAUUUCUGACAGAAAGUAAUGUCACCAAAUUGACAGAUUCGUAAAACAUCCUUCUGUCAUAUGGUCAUCAGAGAUGUAAGUUGCAGUUGUCUCUUCUUUGGCUACAAACAAGAUGGCGUGUAGCUUAGAGCAAACAAAAUGGCUUGAAUUUGUCAAAAAAAUGAUAUUUUGUGAGUCUUCUUUGAAAAGUGCAAAACAAAAUGGGAGGAAAUGGCAGUUUGGCUGACAUUACAAAAAUAUCAACUAUGCUUGCGUAAAAAGCUUAUAAUUUACAUAUUUUAAAAAAAAAAUUGUAAUAAUUUCUUUAUUAUAUAAAUUUAUAUUUGUGAUAUGUUAAGAUUAAUCUAAAAAAAAACAGCUAGCAUUACUAAAAAAUUGAUAAAAGAUAAAAUAAACAAUAAUUUUACUAUCCUCAGUUCGAGUUUAAUGAUUUUAAAGUUUACUUCUUGUAAAUAAAUACUUAAGCACUUUAAAAUAAAAGAUGUUACCAUCUAUUGAACAGAAAAAAAAGUAUUCAAAUUCAAAAUGUAAUUAUUUUGUUUAAUUUGUUAUUAAUAAAACAAUAUACCUACCUUUAUUCUAAAACAUUAAAAUGCUUGUAGAAGCGGCAGCCACAUAAAAUAUUGAAGAAGUAAUUUAAAAAUGCUUUGCAAUAAUUGUAAAUAAAUAUUUUUGUUUUAAUUUUAAAAUCAUUUUGUUUAAUUUUAAGUUUAAAUAAUACAUACAUAUACAUUAUAAAAAAAAUAAUUAUAGUGGUAUAAAUAGUCAUAUUUAUUAGAAAUAUCUAUUAAUCAUUAUUUUAAAUAAUAAAAUUAAAGUAUAAAACGCAUUGUAUAAAAAAA
This is a messenger RNA of Eupeodes corollae, 4125 nucleotides long. RefSeq names its product breast cancer anti-estrogen resistance protein 1 (gene p130CAS). The transcript has 5 exons. Gene Ontology annotation, molecular function: protein binding. The record is from RefSeq and is a predicted model, not a curated record. Gene Ontology annotation, biological process: cell surface receptor protein tyrosine kinase signaling pathway; cell migration. Lineage: Eukaryota; Metazoa; Arthropoda; Insecta; Diptera; Syrphidae. Bases 568 to 2964 code for a protein of 798 amino acids. Gene Ontology annotation, cellular component: plasma membrane; cytoplasm.